CAGCAACAACAAGGUUUUCCUCCACGUCAACAGCACUAUUCCAUGAUGAUGGGAGAACCUGUCCCUACAAAUCCAGCGUUUUACGACCAAAGUACAGCACCAGCCCAAAGUCCCUCCAGAUUACUGGCAACUCAAGAUGAAUUUCAGUUUGUACCGUCGAGUGGCGUCCCUGGCUCUCCGACUAUAGAGGGCACCAUUUCUGUUGAGAGUGGUGCCAAAGGGCCUGGUUUCCAUGGUAUCAGACAAAGGGGCGUGGCCUCCCAGUUUCUGGAGAACAGAGGAUUUGGUUGGCUGAUGGAGGUUGAAGACAUGGAGGAGGAGGAGCAAGCACCUCUGCUGGAGGAGCUUGAUAUUAAUCUGAAGGACAUUUAUUACAAAGUACGUUGUGUGCUGUUGCCAAUUCCACAGAUGGGUCUUAACAGACUGGUCGUCCGUGACAACCCUGACUUUUGGGGCCCUCUGGUGGUCAUUCUCCUCUUCUCACUUGUCUCCCUUUAUGGACAGUUUGGAGUUGUCUCCUGGAUUAUUACGAUUUGGAUUUUUGGUUCACUCAUCAUAUUUUUACUUGCUCGAGUUCUUGGUGGAGAGGUAAACUACUCACAGUGUUUGGGAGUAAUUGGUUACUCAGUUUUGCCUCUGGUGAUAACAGCCUCCAUUCUUCCUUUACUCAGCACUUAUAAAUACAUCAGUAUGACAUUCAGGAUACUGGGUGUAUUAUGGGCAGCAUACAGCGCUGGAUCACUCCUCUGUGUGCAAGAACUUCAACAGAAAAGACCUCUUCUUCUGUACCCAAUAUUUUUAUUGUACAUCUACUUUUUGUCGCUUUACGAUGGAGCCUAACGUACGAAUGAACUGUUUCAGCAUGGAAUUGAACACUUACAAAAAAAAAAAACAAUUGAUACUGUCUGUUUCCAAGGCAACACAGUGCAUAAGUGUUUUACAAAGAUAUCACAUACAGUGCACUUUUGUGGGAAUUUGUUGUUUAUACCUGUACAGAAUCAUGGCUUGUAUAUACUUUAUGUCAUAAGUAAUAUGCUUAACGAACAUUUAUAUGGCUGAUGUAACAUGGGUAUUUAUGCUUGUAAGGAGUUCAGUUUCUUACUAAAUUUUCUCCCCUUGACAACGUGGGAAAGUGUUAUUAGGUAUCACAGUUCUCAUCCUCUAGAGUCUUACUUGUAGCUCAUGUCUGUUUUGAUAAGCUAUAUGUAAGUUAAGGUUAGAAAAUUAGGUUAUGGUGUUGUUGGACCAGAUUUUAAGAUUUCAUUACCAAGUACAUGUACCAUAUCAAUAGAAGUAUGUCAGUUGCUACUACAUAACAUUCAGUUUGUUUUUCGUGCAUUAACACUAAGGCUUGCCAUACAACAGAAAAAUACUUAUCAAAAGUCAAAAUCACUAUAUGACUCCCAACUGCACCGCCAAUUCACUCGUCUUAAGUAAACUUUCUACCCAGUUUUCUCUCACCUCACCACGGUUGAAUAUCUGCCAUCAAAAUACAUAUAGGCGUAACUUACUUGUUUGGAGCUAAGAGUAAUUGUGUGCAUAAAUUACGAGAACAGAUGUUUACCUGUGCAUUUAUGCACAUACAGCAUAUGCCAUUGGUUAGUUAUAUAGUCCUGUCUUAGUGUUCUAAGACAGUGUUGUGACAUAACCUACAUAAUGGAUGCUGUUAUAAUCUCGUGUAACCUCAUAGUCACUGUUGCGUAACAUGGGAAGUAAUUCAGAACAGGCCUAUAGAACAUAUCUCUUUCUGGUGUGACGUUGCAGUGCUUGUGUACUGCAUGUGUUUAAUGAAAAUACAUACACCGAUAAGUGUAUAAUUGCAGAAUAAAGAAAAAACAUAAGUGUUCAUAGCCUCGGACCGUUUUGUUACAGCUGGGAUUCCCCAAUAACAGGAAACUGACAACUAUCUUUAUUAUACUGUAUGCAUGAAUGUCAUUCUUGUACAGAUUAUCAUAAUUCUUGGGUGUAUGUAUAUAGAUUUCAACUGUAAACCGUUGUAUAUUUAUUUUAAUAAACACAUCCAUACA
Liolophura sinensis is the source of this 2027-nucleotide messenger RNA. Its product is annotated as protein YIPF4-like. NCBI's taxonomy places the organism in Eukaryota, Metazoa, Mollusca, Polyplacophora, Chitonida, Chitonidae. Gene Ontology annotation, biological process: endoplasmic reticulum to Golgi vesicle-mediated transport; vesicle fusion with Golgi apparatus. The coding region runs from base 43 to 840 and encodes 265 amino acids. The transcript is spliced from 6 exons. The record is from RefSeq and is a predicted model, not a curated record. Gene Ontology annotation, cellular component: membrane; trans-Golgi network.